Molecule: messenger RNA, 2639 nt
Organism: Durio zibethinus
Lineage: Eukaryota; Viridiplantae; Streptophyta; Magnoliopsida; Malvales; Malvaceae
Source: RefSeq, a predicted model, not a curated record
GACUCAAUGAAAAACCGAAACUUCCUUCUUCGAAACGUUUCGGUGAUCCGCAUGUUCACAAACGGCUUCUUCCGUAGUAAAUGGCGAUCCGUUGCUGGUAACCGUCGCAUUAUUAGGUCGGUGAAUUACAUUUUCAUGUUAUCUCUCUCCUUUCUGUUUGUUUACCGAGAAAUUGAUACGAAAUGAAAAUUUUGAUGUCCGUGUUCUUAUAAUUAAUUUUGAUAAUCGAAGGGCUGAAUUUGAAGCAUUAAUUUUAUGAGAAAAUUUUGGAUUUUUCGUAUCUUUGAGCUGUACAUUGCAGUUAAUGUUUGGUUGACAAGAAAAUAAAAGAAAAAGGAAAAUUUUUGAAUUUAUAAAAAUCAAAAUAAGUUUCUUUUUAGAGCUGAAAUAUCAAAUUAAAAUAAAAUUUAUUUAUGUAUUUAAUAAAUAGAAGAAGAAAACAUUUGUAAUGCCUUAUUAUCAAAUUUUGAAUUGAUAAAGUCACGCUUUUGAUUGUUAGAGACGUAACCUAUCAGUGAUUAGUAUAGGAAAUUCCGUUUAGUAUUGGAAUUUGUGACACUUUAACGAGAAAAUGGAUGAGAAAUUAUCUUAGUAAAGUGAAUUAAGGCUGUGUUGGGUACAUAAGAUUAUAAUCGGAUAGGAUAAGAUGAUAUUAUGAUUAGCAUUAGAUUAAAUAAUAUUGUACUAUAUUGUGUUUGAUGUAUGUAAGGAUUAAGAUAGGAUAAUUUAUUUAUUAGUCAAAAAUAUCCUUCUUCAAAGUUUAUAGAAUUUAAAUUAUUAAUGUAAUUUUUAAGGGCAUAAUAAGACAUGUAAGUUCAAUGGAUUAAAAUAAUCCCCUCCACUUUGGGAGGAUUAAAUCAUGAUAUGCUAAGCGGUUGAUUAAUCUUUCUUACAAUCCUAUCUCUUUCUUUAGAUAGAAACCAAACAUAGUAUAGGAUGAUUAUCAUCCCAUCCUAUCAACCAUCCUAUGCAUCAAACAUGACCUAAACAUUUGUUUUUGCUCUUGGCAUAAUAAGUGUUUCUCAGUAUAACUUCUUGUUCAUGUUUUAGUUUUCCUGGAAAAGGGUUGUCUCUGUUCGGACAAGUUCCUGCUUAAGUUGGUUGGAUUGUGAUGCUGGAAUAUCACUUAGCCAAUCUACGGAGUUUAAAAAUUUUAUGCAUGGAUGCUCGAGAGAAAUCGAGAUCCACGAUACUGGAAUCAUCAAAAGAUAAGAGGGUGCCUAUUUUUGUAAUGAUGCCUGUGGAUGCAUUCUCUUUUGAUGCCUCUGGAAGGCCAAGGAUUAGAAAGUGUUCACGGAAUUGGAGUUGAGGUCUGGUGGGGAAUAGUGGAGCGUUCUUCUCCUUUUGACUACAGUUGGUCUCUGUAUGAAGAGCUUUUUAAAUUGAUAUCUGAUUCAGGGCUAAAGUUGCAUGUUGCCUUGUCUUUUCACUCAAAUAUUCACUCAUCUAAUGGAAAAGGGGGUGUGAGUCUUCCACUGUGGAUUUUAGAGAUUGGUGAUGUAAAUAAAGACAUAUACUAUCGAGACCAACAUGGCUUCUCCAACAAUGAUUAUCUUACACUAGGGGUGGACCAAGUUCCUCUGUUAUCUGGGCGGACUGCCCUCCAAUGUUAUGAAGACUUCAUGGUUAGUUUUGUUGAUAAAUUCGAAUCCUAUAUUGGAAGUGUAAUAGAAGAAAUAAGCAUUGGUCUUGGUCCCUCUGGAGAACUUAGGUACCCUGCUCAUCCUUUUGGUGAUGGUAGAUGGAAGUUCCCUGGCAUUGGUGAAUUCCAGUGUUAUGAUAAGUACAUGAUGAAGGACUUAAAGAUGGCAGCAUGCCGAGAAAGAAAGCCUCAAUGGGGGGACAGAGGGCCACAGAAUGCUGGCUGUUACAACAGUCUUCCAUCAGGGGUACCCUUUUUUGAAGAGGGACAGGAAAGCUUUCUAUCUGAUUAUGGCCGUUUCUUCCUGGAAUGGUACAGUGGUAGGCUAAUUUGUCAUGCAGAUGCCAUUCUUGCAAAGGCAGCAAAGAUACUGAACAAAUACCAAGAAAAUGAGCAAACUUCUGUUAUGUUAGUGGCUAAAAUUGGUGGAAUUUAUUGGUGGUACCAGACUAUAUCGCACCCUGCUGAACUAACUGCUGGUUACUACAACACUGCUCUCAGGGAUGGUUAUGAUCCAGUCGUCUCAGUAUUUUCUCGCCAUGGAGCUGCUUUGCAUAUUCCCUGCUUAGAUAUGAUGGACAGUGAAACCCCACCAACAUAUCUUUGCAGUCCUGAAGGAUUACUGAAACAGAUACAGUCUGUUUCAAAGAAAAGGAUAAUUAAGUUGAUCGGAAGAAAUACUACCGAACGACAUGACAAGAGUGGACUAAGGAGAAUUCAUUCAAACUGUUAUAAUCGGCAGACAGAAGUUGUAAGAUCAUUUACUUAUUUCAGAAUGAAUGAUGGUAUAUUUAGGGUUGAAAAUUGGAAUAACUUUGUGCCUUUUGUCAGAUUGAUGAGCAGAGAUUUGUAAUAUACCAUUUUCUAAGCUGAUUAACAUCUUCCUGCCCUUUAUUUUUUCCUGUCGGGGGACAGGGGGAAUUACAAAAGCUUUUGUAGCCUUGUUGUAAAUCUAGUUAUACAUCCUUCCAUCGUCGUUCAGUCCGGCUUUUUUUCU